AUGGUGAUAAGCAGUGUGCAAUGGAUGGCAGCAGUGUCAGCAUUGGCUUCUAAGACUUCCUGGACUGAUGCAGAAGGCAACCGCAAGAGAGAUCAUCAUUCACUGCACUGGGAAUGCCUUGAAAUUGUGUAUAGGUGGUUUAGCUUAAAAAUACUGGCAAACACUGAUCUUCAACUGGGCCCCACAGACAAGGUACAGGCCAGGAAGUUCUUAGUGAGGGGCCACUGGAAGGAGAAUGGAAACAAGAAGGGCCUGAAGCAGUUGGUCGCCACGCUGAGCGCAGCCUCUCAGCCUUGCUGCCUGCUGAUAACGAGGUGGUUUGUUUGUGAGCCCCCCACUACCCACAUCGACUUUGCCCAGGAGAUGAUGGAUGCCAAGAUAACCGUGCCCGCCCAGAAUCGCUGUGAAGUGACGAAUGUCACCUUCACUGUGAUCAGCCCUGGCCUGAUCGAAAAUUGUGGAGCCACGUUUCUGGGGAAUCAAAUGAGCUGACUGGACCAGAGAGUAGCCCGUGCCCCAUCAGAAGGACUGAAGGUGAUCGCCUGCAUUGAGGGGAAGCUAGAUGAAAGGGAAGCUGGAAUCCCUGAGAAGGUCGUUCUCCAGCAAACCAAGCUCAUCGCAAAUAACGUGAAGGACUGGAGCAAGGGUACCCUGGCCUAUGAGCCUGUGUGGGCAAUUGGUACCCGCAAGAUUACCACCCUUCAACAUGCCCAAGAAAUACACAAGAAACUCCAUUUAUAG
Molecule: messenger RNA, 741 nt
Organism: Perognathus longimembris pacificus (Pacific pocket mouse)
Lineage: Eukaryota; Metazoa; Chordata; Mammalia; Rodentia; Heteromyidae
Gene: Tpi1
Product: triosephosphate isomerase 1
Biological process (GO): gluconeogenesis; glycolytic process; glyceraldehyde-3-phosphate biosynthetic process
Cellular component (GO): cytosol
Molecular function (GO): triose-phosphate isomerase activity
Source: RefSeq, a predicted model, not a curated record